UAACAGAAUGGAUUAUGGGCAAUGCAAUGCUCUAAUGUCGUAAUGAAGUUAAUAAACACAGAACACUAUUGGUUAAAUAUUGUUGAUAGCUUUUUCGGUUAUUAGUUUCUGUGUGCUUUUAGUGUUGUGUCUUCCGUUGUAACUUGAAAAUACGUGUACAGUGUUUUUACAAAUUUAAACUUUUUGUGUUAGUGUAUUAUAAUUCUAUACUCGCAUUGAAUAGAAUUUUUUUAAAUCAUUAUUUAAUUUUACUUAUACAUCAUAUCAACAUUUACAGAUAAACUGCAUUCCAGUAUCUAUUUAUAUUAGUAUUUAAGGAAAUCAAUAACUAUGGCUAAAGUACAACUGUCAAAUGUGGUUGUCUUAGACAAUCCGUCUCCAUUUUUAAACCCUUUUCAAUUUGAACUUACAUUUGAAUGUAUUGAAGAUUUAAAUGAAGAUUUGGAGUGGAAAAUGAUUUAUGUUGGAUCUGCUGAAAGUGAAGAACACGAUCAAAUAUUAGAUACUAUUUAUGUUGGUCCCGUUCCUGAAGGAAGACAUAUGUUUGUUUUUGAGGCAAAUCCUCCAGAUGUUUCUAAAAUUCCUGUAGAAGAUGCUGUUGGUGUAACUGUUGUACUAUUAACUUGUUGUUAUCGUAAUCAAGAGUUUGUUAGAGUUGGAUACUUCAUUAACAAUGAAUACACUGAUCCAGAGUUGCAAGAAAAUCCUCCAGCUACACCUCAAUUUGAUAAGAUGACGAGAAAUAUAUUGGGUACUGAACCUAGAGUAACGAGGUUUAAGAUUAAUUGGGACGACUCUGAACAACCUACUACUAGUAAUGGAAUACAAACUACCUGUCACGAAAAUGAAGAUUCAAAUCUACAAGAAAUGGAUGAAGAUCUGUCUUCUUUGUUAUCUUCCCAUGCAGACAAUAGCCUUAGUCAAAGUCCAAUGGAAGUAUUGUAAAUUGACUGAUCCAAUAUCUCAUCUAUUUUAAUAUCAAUAUUUUUUCUAAGUAAUGAAUUUUAUAAGAAAAAUAAAUUAAAGAAAUGUUAAUCGUGUAAUAAUAAAUAUAAAAGCAAUUAAUUUAAAGUUGAAAUAAAAUAAAGACGUUUUUUAUUCAA
This is a messenger RNA of Rhopalosiphum padi (bird cherry-oat aphid), 1103 nucleotides long. It is a transcript of the gene asf1, whose product is annotated as histone chaperone asf1. The transcript has 5 exons. Lineage: Eukaryota; Metazoa; Arthropoda; Insecta; Hemiptera; Aphididae. Gene Ontology annotation, biological process: DNA replication-dependent chromatin assembly. Gene Ontology annotation, cellular component: nucleus. Gene Ontology annotation, molecular function: histone binding. The record is from RefSeq and is a predicted model, not a curated record. The coding region runs from base 331 to 945 and encodes 204 amino acids.